Molecule: messenger RNA, 1496 nt
Organism: Rubroshorea leprosula
Lineage: Eukaryota; Viridiplantae; Streptophyta; Magnoliopsida; Malvales; Dipterocarpaceae
Source: the annotation of a GenBank genome assembly
CUGAAGCCAUUGGGUGUGAGGUUAGAGUAGAGAUCAGAAGGAUGAGAAAACUAUUUUCUCCCUGCCAUUUCUGAAGGAUGAGAUUGGUUCUUAUCCCUUGAACUGCAGGAUCAGAAGUUUACAACAUACGCCUGAAAAGUUUGAGAAUGAGUAUGGGCCAAAGAGUACAUCACGUUCUGGUCAUGCAUAAUUUAUUGGGCAACAAAAAUGGUUGUGGAACUAGAUAUUGCAGUCUCGUGGGUGAUGUGCAGAGAAGAUGACGUCGUAGAUGAAGUGCUUAAGCUGAAGGAUUAAUCAGCAAUCUACUAUGAGUGUAAGAGAUGAUGGUUUUGAGUUUCUCAUUUAAAAUAGUUGUAAGAAGUCUACCUAAGCUUUUAAAAGACAGGGAGACGCCCAGAGCUUACCAUGUCAGCUUUUUUUUGGAUUAUGCUCAUUGGCUUACUUGAUUUGAACAUUUCAUGAAGCAGUAGUAAUUGGGGAAAAGAGCAUAAUAGAAUUCUAUUUAUAUUUGUGCUUUUAUUGCAGUUCAUUUUAGCUAAUAUUUGUUUGUAAUUGAAGGAUGUAACUGUUAGUGCUUUCUAGCAAUUGAAGUCAUGGCUUAAUUGGAAAAAACAUUUUCCAAGCUUAUAGAUUGGCCAAAAAAAUUUCCCAAACUAAUGAAUAAGGGAUAGAUAGACUCGAAGACCAAAAAAAUUAAAAGGAUAGAUAGACUGGAAGGGGAGUAGCAACUAUAGAAGAAACAAUUGAACAGCGUAAUGAGGAUGCUAACCUUAUAAUGCUUGCAUUAGCACUACAUGAAGUACAUUUUUCAAUUCUAAUGGAGGAUGAAGCUAAGGGCACUUUGGAAGCUAAGGGUGGAGGGGAAGCAUAGGGGCAUGGGAAAACAGAAGUAGAAAGUGAUAGUUGUGUGAUGUGGAACUUGGUCCUAGGGAAAGUGACAGUGCAUGAAAGAGAACAAAGUUCCUAAUGAGUAGAUAUUUUGAUGAUAGAAGGGAAGAAAGUGAGGUAAAAGAUUUGAUAGUGAUGAAAAAGAAGGAUGUGGUCAGCAGUAGUCACAAGCAGGAGAUGAAAAGUAAUCAAAAGUGGAUCAGAAAGGUUUGAGAAGAACCAUUACCCAAAUAAUGAAGAUGAGGAGCUUGAUCAAGGUAAAACUCCAAGUUUCUAUACAAGAAAAAUGAAAUCUGCCAAAAGUGUGGAGGCAAAGAACCAGGGUGCAAUAAUGGCCGAGCUGAAACAAUGGAAUGAUUUGCAUGGAGGAAGAGGUUCAAGAAGGAAGCAAAAACUGACCUACUUCCUUUAAAUUGCUGAAAAUAAACGUCACCUACACUCAUCAACAAAUUCACUACCAAAAGGAUGUGAAAGUUUAGCCAAAAUGACAUAGCUCAAUUGUUCCAAGCAUAUAUUUCCUUGAAUUAAGUAGAAAGCUCUGUACAUGGGAUCUCUAGCAAAAAAUUAUGGCAUGGUUGUUAUUAAGAUAAUCAACUGUACUUUUAUGA